AUGCCAGAACGCUAUUUGAAAAAUACUUUAACACUUCCUAAUAUUAACGAUUGCGACCCUGCAAAAAUCGACAAAUUUAUUAGAUACGGUGUUGAAAAAAUUCUUUCUAAAUUUCCAGCCACUUAUGAUAGUCGUUACUAUGAUGUGUUUGUUGCUUCUUUAUCUGCAGUCCAAAAUAGUUCUCCAAAACACGUAGGAUUUAUAGGUAGCCAUAUAGGACCACUGGCCUUGGCCGUUGUAGUUUAUGAAACCAUUGAAAAAAACACUCCUGAAUCCUUGAAAUAUCUUGACACUAUUCUUGAUAAAUAUCAUUCAUUAUCGUUACAGGAAGAUUCAAAUGAAUUACUAUAUGGUCGAGCUGGGUAUCUUUAUGCUUUGAUUUUCAUUCGAAAAUAUUGUAAAGAUAACGAGGAAAUUAUGUCAAGAAUUAGAAAUGAUAAAUUAAAAGAAAUUAUCAAGCUAAUCAUUAAAGAUGGCAGAGAUGGUGCAAAACGAAUUACAGAUUUGAUGACUAUUAAUGAUAACGUUACGAAACCUGCCUUAAUGUGGAGUUGGCAUAAUUCAGAAUAUAUUGGUGCCAUACAUGGUGUUGCCGGAAUCAUCACUACCAUCCUCCAAUGUGGUGAAUUAGCUCUCCCUUACAUGGAUGAAUUAUUUCAAACAAUUGAAUGGCUUAUAGGAAUAGUUCAAAUGGAUAAAAACUAUCCUGCACGCAUACAAUCAACUCACGAUGACCUUAUUCAGUAA
Messenger RNA from Racocetra fulgida, 747 nucleotides. Lineage: Eukaryota; Fungi; Glomeromycota; Glomeromycetes; Diversisporales; Gigasporaceae. The record is from the annotation of a GenBank genome assembly.